This is a messenger RNA of Abrus precatorius (Indian licorice), 1727 nucleotides long. Its product is annotated as pentatricopeptide repeat-containing protein At5g59600. Gene Ontology annotation, biological process: RNA modification. The record is from RefSeq and is a predicted model, not a curated record. Lineage: Eukaryota; Viridiplantae; Streptophyta; Magnoliopsida; Fabales; Fabaceae. The coding region runs from base 75 to 1727 and encodes 550 amino acids. The transcript has a single exon. Gene Ontology annotation, molecular function: RNA binding; protein binding.
UUAUCAUAACACCGUGUGCUUUUAUUAUUCAACACUAACUGGUGAUAGAGGUUUCUAGUAUCUCCAUUACUGCUAUGCAUGCUUUCCUCAGAAGCACAACAUUGCUUAGAAUUCCCACGAGAAAUGGCAUCAUCAUCAACCUUCGAUUGUUCCGAUCGGAAUCCGAAAGCUAUGCUGAACUCAUCGAUAUAUACGCUCGAGAUCGAGCGUUUCACCUGGGUAAGAAGCUUCACGCGCGCCUAAUCACCAGCGGAUUUAUUCGCUUCAACGUCAUUACUUCCAACCUCGUAUCCUUGUACGCGUGUUGUGGCCAACUCUACCACGCGCGGAAACUGUUCGACAGAAUUCCAACGUCAAAUGUUCGUCGCUGGAUCGCCCUCAUCGGCGCUAGCGCUCGCUGUGGCUUCUACGAUCACGCUCUCGCCGUGUUCUCUGAGAUGCAAACCAUUCAAGGGCUUAAGCACAACUACGUUUUCGUCAUCCCAAGCGUUCUCAAAGCUUGCGGCCAUCUUGGUGAUAGAAUCACCGGAGAUAAAAUACAUGGCUUGAUUUUGAAAUGUUCGUUCGAGCUUGAUGCUUUUGUGUCCAGUGCUUUGAUUGUUAUGUACUCCAAGUGUAGGAGUGUUGAGGAUGCACGCAAGGUGUUUGAUGGGAUGACUGUGAAAGAUUUGGUUGCUCUGAAUGCUGUUGUUGCUGGGUAUGCUCAACAGGGUCUUGCAAAUGAGGCACUGGGUUUGGUGCAAAGUAUGGAAUUGAUGGGUGUGAAGCCAAAUGUGGUAACUUGGAAUUCUUUGAUAUCUGGGUUUUCACAGAAAGGUGACCAAGCAAUGGUGUCUGAGAUGUUUAGAUUGAUGAUUGAAGAUGGUGUUGAGCCUGAUGUGGUAUCAUGGACUUCUGUUAUAUCUGGUUUUGUGCAGAACUUUCGAAAUAAGGAAGCAUUUGACACGUUUAAGCAUAUGUUGCGUCAUGGGUUCUGCCCAACUUCAGCUACUAUCAGCACCCUUUUGCCUGCUUGUGCUACUGCAGCAAGAGUGAGGGUUGGGAAGGAGAUUCAUGGGUAUGCUUUGGUGAGUGGAGUGGAGGAAGAUAUUUUUGUAAGGAGUGCGCUGGUUGACAUGUAUGCAAAAUGUGGCUUCAUUUCUGAAGCGAGGACACUGUUUGGUAGGAUGCCAGAGAAGAACACGGUUACGUGGAACUCGAUCAUUUUUGGUUUUGCAAAUCAUGGGUAUUGUGAAGAAGCUGUUGAGCUCUUCAAUCAGAUGGAGAUGCAAAGGGAAGCCAAGCUGGAUCAUUUGACUUUCACGGCAGCUCUCACUGCAUGCAGUCAUGUUGGAGAUAUUGAACUUGGGCAAAGGCUAUUCAAGAUCAUGCAAGAAAAGUACAAUAUUGAGCCGAGACUGGAGCAUUAUGCGUGCAUGGUGGAUCUCUUUGGUCGAGCAGGGAAACUGGACGAAGCAUAUUGCAUGAUCAAGACAAUGCCUAUCGAACCUGAUAUGUUUGUAUGGGGUGCAUUUCUGGCUGCUUGUAGAAAUCAUGGGCAUGUGGAGCUUGCGGAAGUGGCUGCUAUGCAUCUGUCUGAAUUAGAGCCCGAGAGUGCUGCGAACCGUCUUCUGUUGUCCAGCCUAUAUGCCGAUGCUGGUAAAUGGGGCAAGGUUGAGAGGAUCAAGAAAAGGAUUAAGGGGGGAAAACUCAAAAAACUUCAAGGGUUGAGUUGGAUUGAUAAUUGA